UGUGUCAAGCAAACUGCAGCCCGCCAUUGUGUAGAGCCCAGGCUUGUAGAGGGAGAAGGCGCUUGGCUGAGAGCACCCGAUAAAAAAAGCGAUUCAACCACCUGCCGCUUCUCUUUAGACGUCUAAACGUUGAGCUCAGGGGAGGACAUGUCCGCCAGCAGCCUCCUGGAACUGGUAACGAGAGGACUCUUCUGAAGCGGCAGCAUCGCGCUAGUUAGCGAGGAUAGCUUAGCACCGAGGCAGCGGCUCAAGGCCUGAAGUGAUAGCUGAUCCGAUCUCGAUUUUUUCCCCCUCCUCUCUUCUCCAAAAUCAAACCUUCAUGAAUCACCUGGACCCAAUCCAGAGACCGAAAGGCCAAGCGAAUAAAGUGCAAAACGGAGCUGUGACCCAGAAGGAUACUUUGAAUGACGAUGAGUUUGAGCCUUACCUGAAUACCCAGCCAAGACAGAGCAAUGCCUAUACGGCCAUGUCGGACUCCUACAUGCCCAGUUACUACAGUCCCUCCAUAGGAUUUUCCUACUCCCUGAAUGAGGCAGCAUGGUCCACAGGUGGGGACCCGCCCAUGCCUUACAUGGCCUCUUAUGGACAACUAAGCAAUGGGGAGCCCCACUACCUCCCGGACGCUAUGUUUGGACAGCCUGGCCCGUUGGGAAAUAAUCCGUUUCUGGGUCAGCAUGGAUUCAACUUCUUCCCCAGUGGCAUCGACUUCUCGGCCUGGGGUAACAGCAGUUCUCAGGGACAGUCGGGGACGCCGCAGAGCUCUGGCUACAGCAGCAGCUAUGCGUAUGCUCCCAGCUCGCUUGGGGGAGCCAUGAUGGAUGGACAGUCACCGUUUGCACCUGCUGCCAAUGAGCCUCUCAACAAGGCACCUGGGAUGAACAGCCUGGACCAGGGCAUGGCAAGUCUAAAGAUCGGUGGUGCGGCUCCAGGCGGCAAUGGAGACAUGACUCCUAAGGUGGUGGGUUCUGGCUUACCCGGUGGAGGCCAACUGGGGACUGUGUCGUCCGUAGGGCCUCCCAGCAUGCCUCCAGUCCCCAUCGCUCCUGCCAAGCCUGCCUCUUGGGCUGACAUUGCCAGCAAACCUGCCAAGCCUCAGCCCAAGCUGAAAACCAAGGGUGGCAUGGCCGGGGCAAAUUUGCCUCCCCCGCCCAUUAAACAUAACAUGGACAUUGGCACCUGGGACAACAAGGGUACAAUGCCUAAAGCUGCCACUCCUCAUCAGGUGCCCCCGGUCUGUAGUAAUGGACAGCCCCCGAAUCAGGCCUCCCCUCAGCCUGGGGCAACUGCUGUUGGAAACCCACAGAUGCCCCUGAGCAAUGGACAACUGGUAACCCCUGUUUCCCAGAUGGGGCAGCACCAGCUUCCACCUGUUGGGCAGCCUGGUAUGGCCCCGAUGCCCCAGCCUCCACUCCCCCAGGGUCCGCCCCUUCCCCAAAACCAACAGCAGACUCAACCGACUCGCUGGGUCCCGCCACGGAACCGCGCCAACGGAUUUGGGGAUGCGGUUGUAAGUGGUUCUGGUCACUCGCCUCCGACUUCAUCUGGCAUGGUCGUGGUGCCCGGAGUCCCGUCCGAGCCUCACCCAGUCUUAGAGAAGUUGCGUAUGGUCAACAAUUAUAAUCCCAAGGACUUUGACUGGAACCCCAAGUCUGGCCGCGUGUUUAUUAUCAAGAGUUAUUCUGAAGAUGACAUCCACCGGUCCAUCAAGUACAACAUUUGGUGCAGCACAGAGCAUGGGAACAAGAGGUUGGAUGCCGCCUAUCGCUCUCUGGGAAACAAAGGUCCGCUUUAUCUUCUCUUCAGUGUCAACGGAAGCGGGCACUUCUGCGGCGUGGCGGAAAUGCGCUCUCCCGUAGACUACAACACGUCCGCUGGCGUCUGGUCACAGGACAAAUGGAAGGGUCGCUUCGACGUACGCUGGGUCUUUGUGAAGGACGUUCCCAACAGUCAGCUGAGACACAUUCGACUGGAGAACAACGAAAACAAACCAGUGACCAACUCAAGGGACACUCAAGAGGUGCCGCUGGACAAGGCCCGGCAGGUGCUAAAGAUCAUCGCUGGAUAUAAACACACGACGUCGAUCUUUGAUGACUUUUCUCACUACGAGAAGCGUCAGGAAGAGGAGGAGUGUGUCAAAAAGGUGGAGGUCCAAGGCAGUGAGCCAUAUCCAAGCAAUCCAAGCAAUCGGAGUCAUUACAGGAUCCAGGAGCGCCAAGGACGGCUCAAGUAACGGCUGGUGCUUUUUGUCAAAGACUGCGAUAUACCUACACCCCUUACCAUGAAAAUGACCACCCCUAUUGCAUCAUUAUGAUCGCCCCGAAAUUCAGAAAAAGGGGUGAGGAACCAACCAAGGACAACACAAUGAAGACUUUCUUAAUUUUCUUUUGACUUUAAAGACUUACUUGGAACUGGUAGUAAAAAGAAAAUGAUUAUUCAUAGGACUACAACUAAAUGCAUAGCAUCCUUAGGUGAAAUUGUUUUUGCCCCUCCCUGUUCCAUCACAUAUGCUCCUCCCCCUCCUUUGUAAGCUGCUUUUUUUUCUUCCUUUUUUAAAACGAAGGGAUCAUUCUCUGCUUUUUUUAUGGUCAAGUCUGUAACACACACGCAAAAGUCCAAUAAAUAUUUGUAGUGUUGACUUCUAAUGGCGUCCUCAAAAUCGGAAAUGGACACGUUGUCUCUUGCUUUUCCUUUUAAACGACUGUGUCACGACAUGCGGAGGGAGGAUGCAACGAUCUUCAUCCAGGACCCGACCCCCCCCUCCCCUAUCUCUCCCCCUCCGUGGAGUUUUCUUUCGUCCGUGGAUUUCAAUCAGAAGCUGGUGUUGACGCCAUCACUGCAGAAUUUUGUUUUGUUUUUUUUCCUUCUUGACUGUUCAAAGUGACCGUCUUAAGAGUUCCAACUCGGAGACAUGUUCAGUUGAAAUAGACUUGACCGAUCUGGUUUUGCAAGUGAAAAGAAUUUGGGGCCUUCUCACCGUCUUGACUGGACGUUAUUUACCCUUUUGUUAAGUGAACUUGUCACUGCAAUGACCUGCUUUCUUUUUCGCCCCGCCUCCCUCCUCUUUCUUAAGACAGUGAUGCGAGUGGCCUUGUCCCCACUCUAAUAGGUUCAAAAGUAAUAAAUGUGGUAUAUAAAGCAGAAUGGUGUGUAUUCCCCUUGUUUUACUGUCACACACUCAUUCUUUUUCCACUCACAGUUCUUCAAGCCUCUCUAGACCACAUUCCACCAUCAAUUUUUUUCGAAAUGUCACUGCAAAGUCCUUUGAAAACGACUGGCUUUUAUUUGUGGGAUAAUA
This is a messenger RNA of Synchiropus splendidus (mandarinfish), 3295 nucleotides long. RefSeq names its product YTH N6-methyladenosine RNA binding protein F2 (gene ythdf2). The transcript is spliced from 5 exons. The coding region runs from base 320 to 2230 and encodes 636 amino acids. Gene Ontology annotation, biological process: mRNA destabilization. The record is from RefSeq and is a predicted model, not a curated record. Gene Ontology annotation, molecular function: mRNA binding; N6-methyladenosine-containing RNA reader activity. Gene Ontology annotation, cellular component: cytoplasm. NCBI's taxonomy places the organism in Eukaryota, Metazoa, Chordata, Actinopteri, Syngnathiformes, Callionymidae.